This is a messenger RNA of Myzus persicae (green peach aphid), 1178 nucleotides long. RefSeq lists its product as uncharacterized. Bases 222 to 599 code for a protein of 125 amino acids. Lineage: Eukaryota; Metazoa; Arthropoda; Insecta; Hemiptera; Aphididae. The record is from RefSeq and is a predicted model, not a curated record. The transcript has 3 exons.
AUAUCUAAAAUUUAAAUAUUAUUUUUCUUUUUAAGGUUCUAAAAGAAGCAUUAGAAUGGCUGAACAACUGAGAGGCAAAUUUAAAAAAAAAUAUAAUUAAGGAUGAUGAAUUUUUGACAAAGCAGACUGCAGAUGGACUCAGAAUAACCAUAAAAUCAACGUUAGACUUAAUUUAUUACCUACUUAAUGAGUGCAAUUUUUCAUAUGUUUUAACGUAUAAAAUGAAUCAAGACUGUUUAGAGAAAUUUUUUGGGAUUAUCAGACAAGUUGCAGGACCAAAUGAUCACCCUUCAACUCCAACAUACCUACAAUUAUAUAGGAUAUUAUCCGUUUAUUCAUUGAUAAAACCUCCGAAAACUGGAAAUUGUACCAUCUUAGAAGAAAACAUACCUGUCAUCACAAUAAAUGAUAUAAGACAAAUAAUUAAUCAAGAAAACAAAAGUUCAAUAAGACAAGAAAAAGUAUUAAAACUAAAAAAUAAAAUUGAUACAAUAAUAGAAGAAGGAGUGUGGGACUUUGAUGAUAUUUUCCAAGAACACAACUAUUUUAACAGGAACUCUACUGUUUUUGAUUGUGUGGUGUACUUUUUAUCUGGGUAAUCAAUGAUUACCUAAUUAUUAAAUAAUUAUCAGGUUAGCUUAUUAUUAAUUUUCAAUAUAAAUAUUGUGUUUACAGUUAUAUAAACAAAAAAUUAAACUCAAAUAUCAAGUGUAAACAAUGUUUGGAUAGUUUAAAACCUGAAUAUGGACAAGUCAUAAUAGCAGAGGCAGAAUUAGUAAAUUUGAAAACAAGGGGUUUCUUAACUCAUCCAAAUAAAAAUCUGUACUUGAUUAUACAAAUGAUUGAAGUAUGUUUUGAAAAACAUGCAGAAUCCCCAAAUGUUUUUGAGGAAACUUGUGAAGACUUUUUAAGUAGAAAUUUUAAAUUAACUUUUCCUUGUGGAGAUCAUAAAAGUGAAAUAGUUACCAACAUUUUUGUUCUUUACAUUACUAUGAGGAUGAGGCAGUUCAGCUACGCUAAAAACCAACAAACUCAAAAACAAAAUAAAGUCAAAAAAAAGUUAUCAAAAUUAGUAUCAACUUAAAUGUUUUUUCUUUUGUCUAGUGUUCUAAGAAAAAUCUCAUACAAUUAAUUAUAUUAUAAUUUAUUUAUUUAAUUUGAAUUUAAUAUAUAUUUAU